AUGUGGUUACUCAUUACUUCUUGUAUUUUAUUUUUAAUUUCAAAUUUAUGUUUGGCAACAAUUCAUAAUAAUCCAAAGAAUAUUAUUUUUCAAAAUGAACAAAUACAACAAUGUAAAACUAUAGGCGAGAAUUGUCAAGUAAAUAGUGAUUGUUGUUCAGAUUUAAUUUGUUAUUCAACUCAAAAAAACAAUCUAUGUUUACCAUCCAUAUUCAAUUCGCCCUCGAAACGUAAUUUGGAAGAUUUUAUCAUUCCACCUUAUUAUAAUCCAAGCAAUCAACUCUAUCCCUAUGGAAUUAGUAAACCCGCAUUGCCAUUCUAUAAAGCACCAAACUCAAAACAGAGUUCUGAAAGAAAAAACAUGGAAUGGGAUCAUUGUCAAUUUCAUGAAGAUUGUGGCGAAGGAAAUUGCUGCUAUGUGCAUUUUCGAUUUCGUAGUUUGCCAAAAUGGUUUUGUCGACCAAAUCGAAAUGAUAUAAAUGAACUAUGUUCACCUCUAACUAGAUAUCGUUCACUCAAAGAUGUACCAGCUUGGAAACAACAACAAGUACAACGAUGA
Molecule: messenger RNA, 558 nt
Organism: Rotaria sp. Silwood1
Lineage: Eukaryota; Metazoa; Rotifera; Eurotatoria; Philodinida; Philodinidae
Source: the annotation of a GenBank genome assembly